Recurvomyces mirabilis is the source of this 2568-nucleotide messenger RNA. RefSeq lists its product as uncharacterized. The transcript is spliced from 2 exons. The record is from RefSeq and is a predicted model, not a curated record. Bases 1 to 2568 code for a protein of 855 amino acids. Lineage: Eukaryota; Fungi; Ascomycota; Dothideomycetes; Mycosphaerellales; Teratosphaeriaceae.
AUGCUAUUGUCUACAUCCUCGGCGGGACGGUCACAAUGUCUGCGAAUACAGCCCCACCAUAUCUUGCUAGAAGUCGGCGGAAGACGUUCUCCGCAGGGCAGCAUUGCGGCUCGAUCGUUCACAAACUCCACACGAAUCAGACAGGAGCCCGCAUUGGAUGAUGGCGAACCUGAGCAGCAGACCCAACUACGCAUCCACCACGAUGAUGGUUCUCGCCGCGAUCGGGUUGUUGGACGGCCUGCUGAAGUCGUGGUCCUCCGUGAUGUUGCGGACGAUGCCAGCGUGCCGCAGCAGAUAGCUGUGCCUUCCCCAAGUGGUGGGGUGGAGCUGCUGCAGGGCGUGGCAUCAACGAGAGCACCGCCAAGCGAGCACGAGGAGGUCAUGACAUCAAUAGAUCUCCUCAGGCCACAGGACACCGUCAUGGAAGCUGAGGAGAUAAAGCAACUGAAGCAGCAGUUGACGAAGAGCUACAAUGCUGAGCAGCUCAGGAACUACCUCAUCCAUCAUACCACUCCGUCAAGUGGUACAGCACAGUCUACAGGCACGAUUGAUGCCCCCGCGGCCAGUACCGCUAUGCCAAUCACGAUGUGGCAAUCAGGCCGAACGUCGAUCGAGCAACGAAUAGGACGCAUCCCAUAUAACCGAAAUGAGCUUGAAAAGAAAAAGCCGCUGCUUGCACAAGAGAUCAUUCGCAAUGCUUGGCAUUUGAUCACUGAGGAGGAGGUACAUCAAGUCGGCGAGCUAGAGAUGUAUGUCAAGAGCUGGCAGACAGCAUACUUGUUCGAUCUCAAGCGUGGGAAGCUACAGCAAUUUGAGACUCUGUUCGAGUCUCCACUUCUGGCUCGCGCUACCACUGUCCGACCAUAUCGAAAAGACGAUAUUGUGCGGAUUACUGGCCGGAAGGCAGAUGCGGAAGAGGUGGCUCGGUGUAUCCAAGCUGGACUGGAAGGUGUGCAACAGGACCACCUUGAUCUGCGGCCCUUUCGACCUCUGCUUGGAACACCUGGAUGGUCUGGACAACUGGAGCAGAUCUUUCAUCCUCAAGAUCUGGACUACAUAUCUGAAAAGACCGGUUCAAUCUUCCGCAUAGGCGAUGAUCAUCGAAUGAGCAUUUACAGUGCAGCCAACCAUCCUCAAUUCACACAUGCGAAGCGACUUCUGCUGUCUCUGCUCAAUCUCCCUUCGACCACCAAGACCUUUAUUUACGAUGAUGUCCAAGCGCGCUCUGCGGCCACAGCGGGUGUGAAGCUCGGAGAAGAGCCUCAGAUUACGGAGUGGCCCGUCAUGGAAGUGCACCGCAAGCAUGACCGGCAAAACUGGUAUCGGGAAGUGCUUCCGGUGACGAAGAGAGCCGCGCCAACCGACCCUACGACUCCAUCUUCAGAUAGCCUUCAGAUCACGAACUCACCCGCAAGUCUCGGACGACGGACAGCAGAGUUUCUGCAGGAGCUGCCCGGGCUGCGAGGUCGUGACACUGAUGCAGCACAAGAUGCUGAGAAGUGGACUUGUCUCGACCUAGCCAGCUUAUGGUCGGCGAGGAUAGGGUCCCUAAUCGUGUCCAAGGCGAACUGGCAGGAGCGAACACAGUUGAGAACGCAGAAGCGACACAAAGUGGAAAUGCUAGACCACAGCGCCCUUUUUGUUGACGAGGCUGGUGGGAAGGUGCCGCUGCUUGAGAACUUUGAACCUGAUAUAAGUGAUCAGUCAAGCAGUAGACAAAACGCUCAACAACUACUGGUACACAUCCAACCAUCGCCAGUUACUGCUGCGGGUCUACAGCAGCUACGGGCACUCCCGUCACUCGUUACUGCCUUUGACAUGAGCAAGGGUUCUUCUACGAAAGACACUCAUACACUUGACCCGAAGUUUGAGAGUUUUGUUGCCACAUCAGCUCGACAAGAGGUGCAUGAACCUUUGCCGAAUCAAGCCGCAGACGUCUCAUUCUCGCGCUUAACAUCUUUCCAUCAGCUCCCUAGUGCAAUAGCACAGCAGAGUGGACUGGACCACCUUGUGAACGAGCUGAUCGUGGCGUUGAGGACGCCAGGCGCUGCCUUGCCAAGCUUGUCAAACAUCGACAUACCUCUGCCGACGGGCGUGCUGCUUGGCGCGAAGGAAUCCGAGCAAGACGGUGAGUCUUCGAACACGACCUCGUACUUCAUCUCGCAUUUCGAGCAGGUCACGACUACCGAUCUCAUACCACUUCAGAGUCCUGCUCGGCGAGAGGGCAUGGACCCGGGAGUGCGCAGGAUGGCUGAGCAGUGGCCAGCAUGGCUGGUCUUGCGUCUACGUGAGGUCGAUGCCGGUCCGCUCGCUGGUCGGCGGACGGAGAUGCUGCUGGUGCAUCGGAAUAAGACUGACAUCGGCAGCCGGUCAGGGGAGACUGAGGUCACCAAAUUCGAUAGUCUCGGUCGUGGGCAGGAUGACGAGGCGGCAAAAAUCGUACACAGUGAUGAUGGAGAGGGAGCUUCCAAGGUCGUCGUAUUGGCCAAGACUGCUGUGCAGCUCACUCGUGUGAUGACAAGAGGUCAGGCUGGACAGCUGCGGUCGAUUCACGGGCACUGGAUCUAA